GUAAGGGCAAAGGGAACCAAAGAUGUGACCUGUCACAGUGCUGGCUCAAUAUGGUUGUUACAAAAUUAGUGCAGUUGUCUGGGAUGAUGUUGACAGGCUGAUACAAAUCUUACACACUGUAUGAACAUUUGCAUGUUUGUACUUAAGGACAGAUGACAUAUUGGUAGCAAGCAUGUUUUUUUAUCAUUACAAACAUAUAAGUCUGUGAAAUAACAAAAUAGUCAUAUAGACAAACAUUGCUGGAUACUUUUUAUGGAUACUAGUUAACUUUGUAACUCUUCAUCUCCAAUAAAACAGCAAAAUUAAAGAUCAAAGACUGCAAAGUGCAGUCAGAUUUCAGCUGUGAUAUAAUCCUGUGAUAAAAUGCCAAAGUAUAUCAAUAUGUGUUAAUAGAAGUUCAGCUGCUUCUUUUUUGUAUUUUGAAAACAAUUUGUUUGCUUUAAUUAUAUACAUCAGAUUGCAAGUAUACAUCGUUAAAUAUGAAAUUAUCAAAACGAUUUGCAAAGUUUUUAAAACUCUGUAUCAUUGUGUGUGUAUGUGGAAGCAUCCUAUUUGGAAUAGUUCUGAUAAACAAAGCUGAUGAUUUUCAUGACAUUACAAACAUUGAAAGGAGCAAAUCUUUCAAACGUUAUGACGGAAAUCUCCAUGUGCAGCUAAAUCCACGCCAUAUUUUACCAGCCUUUGUACAGCGUUUAAGACCAGUGAACUCAACUGUAAAAACUUUCUUAAACCAGUCGCAAAUUUCAAAGGUAAACUUAUCAUCAUAUUUUAGAGAUGAUUUGAAAAUCACACCUGCUAAACAAAGGAAGAAUAUGCUGUCAAAUGUUAAUGCUUCAAAAGAAAUUUUACAAUUGAGGGAGACAGUUGAGCCCCCCAGUUAUGAUGUACAUGCAUUUUAUUACCCUUGGUAUGGCACCCCUGAACUUGAUGGACAGUAUUUUCAUUGGAGCCAUCCAUACAUACGCCACUGGAAUGCAAAAGAAGCUCAGAAAUGGCCGAAUUACACCCAUAAACCUCCCGAUGAUAUUGGAUCCAACUUCUAUCCAUUGCUAGGAGCAUACAGUUCAAGAGAUACUGAAAUCAUAGAUGUUCACAUGCAGAUGAUGAGAUAUGCAAGAAUUGGGGUAGUUGUGGUGUCUUGGUACCCACCUGGUGAUGCUGAUAAUGAGGGAAGGGAACCAGACUCUGUUAUGCCACUUAUUCUUGAGGGAGCUGCAAAAUAUGAUUUAAAGGUUGCUAUACAUAUAGAACCAUACAGGGGAAGGAAUCAUGUAACAUUGAGGAAAAAUCUAGAAUACAUUUUAGAAAAAUAUGGCAAGCACCCGGCAUUCUAUCGAACAAGUUUUAAGGGGAAAAGAAAUGUACCACUGAUAUACAUUUAUGAUUCAUAUCUUGUUGAUAGUAAAGACUGGGCAACAAUUUUAACAUCCAAUGGCAGAGGGAGUAUUCGCAACACAGAACUUGAUUGCAUAUUUAUUGGUCUUCUUGUUGAAUCGGCACAUAAGGAACAUGUUCUGAAGUCGGGUUUUGAUGGAUUUUAUACAUAUUUUGCAACAAACAGAUUUACAUAUGGAAGUACAUGGAAAACAUGGCCACAUCUGGCACAACUUGCACAAUCUAAAGGAUUACUUUUUAUUCCAAGUGUUGGACCUGGCUACAUAGACACAGAGGUAAGACCAUGGAAUGGAGCCAACACUCGUAAAAGACUUGAUGGAAAGUAUUACAACGAGGCUUUUGCGAGUGCCUUGAGUGUAAAACCAAGUAUGGUCUCAAUUACCUCAUUCAAUGAAUGGCAUGAGGGUACUCAAAUAGAGCCUGCAGUGAGCAAAAAGAUUAAAAUGAGGAGGUAUGAAGAUUAUGGAAGCAAAGGGCCAAAUUUUUAUUUAGACCUGACAAAAGCAUGGGUUGAUAAAAUUAUGCAUAGAUAGAAAUUGGUUAUGAAAAUUGACUCAGAUGUUACAUGUAUGCACUUUUCUUAAGAUAUAAUCUCUAUUUAAUCAAAAUAUGUGACAAUUUUUAGCUCAACUUUUCAUAGAAUAGUAGAGCUAUUGGACUCGCCGGUGCGUCCGCGUCCCGAUUUGGUUAAGCUUUUGUAUGUAAGCUGGUAUCUCAGUAACCACUCAUGGGAAUGGAUUUAAACUUCACACACUUAUUCACUGUGAUAAACUGACUUACACUGCACAGGUUCCAUAACUCUAUUUUCCUUUUUUACAAAAUUAUACCCCUUUUUCGAAUUUUUGGUUGAGGUUUUGUAUGUAAGCUGGUAUCUCAGUAAGCACUAGUGGGAAUGGAUUGAAACUUCACACACUUAUUCACUGUGAUAAAUGGACUUACAUUGCAAAGGUUCCAUAACUCUAUUUUGCUUUUUUACAAAAUUGUGCCCCUUUUUCGACUGAGAAAUUUUUGGUUAAGGUUUUGUAUGUAAGCUGGUAUCUAAGUACUUACUAAUGGGAAUGGAUUGAAACUUCACAUACUUGUUCACUGUCAUGAUCUGACAUGCACUAAGCAAGUCCCAUAACUCUACUUUUUUUCAAAAUUAUGCCCCUUUUUUGACUUAGAAAUUUUUGGUUAAGUUUUUAGCUCACCUGAGCACUGCUCAUCGCUCGAUGUCUGUCGUCUGUCUGUCUGUCUGUCGUCUGUCAUCUGUCAACAUUUAGCUUGUGUAUGCGAUAGAGGCUGUAUUUUUCAACUGAUCUUCAUGAAUUUUGGUCAGAAUGAUUACCUUAAUGGAAUCUAGGCUGAGUUCGAAAAUGGGUCAUCUUGGGUCAAAAACUAGGUCACGAGGUCAAAUCAAAGAAAAACCUUAUGUAUGCGAUAGAGGCUGUAUUUUUCAAUUAAUCUUCAUGAAUUUUGGUCAGAAUGAAUGCCUUCAUGAAAUCUAGGCCAAGUUCAAAUAUGGGUCAUCUGGGUUCAAAAAGUAGGUCACUAGGUCAAAUCAAAGGAAAAGCUUGUAUAUGCGAUAGAGGCUGUAUUUUUCAAUUGAUCUUCAUGAAAUUUGGUCAGAAUGAUUGCAUUGAUGAAAUCUAGGUCAAGUUUGAAUAUGGGUUUUCUUGGGUCAAAAAGUAGGUCACUAGGUCAAAUCAAAGAAAAACCUUGUGUAUGCAAUAGAGGCUGUAUUUUUCAAUUGAUCUUCAUGAAAUUUGGUCAGAAUGAUUGCAUUGAUGAAAUCUAGGUCAAGUUUGAAUAUGGGUCAUCUGGGGUCAAAAAUUAGGUCACUAGGUCAAAUCAAAGAAAAACCUUGUGUAUGUGAUAGAGGCUAUAUUUUUCAACUGAUCUUCAUGAAAUUUGGUCAAAAUGAUUGCCUUGAUAAAAUCUACGUUGAGUUUGAUUACGGGUCAUCUGGGGUCAGAAAGUAGGUCACUAGGUCAAAUCAAAGAAAAACCUUGUGUAUGCGAUAGAGGCUGUAUUUUUCAACUGAUCUUCAUGAAAUUUUGUCAGAAUGAUAGCCUUGAUGAAAUCUAGGUCAAGUUCGAAUAUGGGUCAGCUGGGUUCAAAAACUAGGUCACUAGGUCAAAUCAAGGAAAAACCUUGUGUAUGCAAUAGGGGCUGCAUUUUACACUGGAUUUCAUAUUUGGUCAGAAUGGUUGCCUUGAUGAAAUCUAGGCCAAGUUCGAAUAUUGGUAGUUUGGGGUCAAAAACUAGGUCACUAGGUCAAAUCAAAGAAAAUACUUAUUUAUACUCAAGAUUUUUUGCUCCAAUUUUAAUGAUAAUUGGUCAGAAUAUUUUUUUUCCAUGAAGUCACUAGGUCAAACAUGUUUACACUGUUAUGGUGUGUUAUGGUGUGUUUCUCAGGUGAGCGACCUAGGGCUAUCUUGGCCCUCGUGUUGUAUGUAAGCUGGUAUCUCUGUAUCCACUAAUUCGAAAGGAUUGAAACUUCGCACACUUGUUCACUGUCAUGAUAUGACAUGCAGUGCAGAGGUGCAAUAACUCUACUUUGCAUUUUACAAUAGUAUGCCCCUUUUUCAACUUUUGUAUUCAUUCAAUUGACAAGGCUGUUGAAUAGUCGAGCGUUGCUGUCCUCCGACAGCUCUUGUUUUAUCUUUUGUUAAUAUUGAUUGUAUUAGUACAAUAUCAUUUUAAUUGAGAAUUGUUUGGUGGCAGAUGUAUAGUAAUGUUUUCAAGAAUAGACCUCGCCCAACUGUUGAAGAUAAGGGUUAAGGUGAGCAUGCUGACAAUACUGGUAGUUUAGAGUGUCAAUUCUUAACAUAAAUUUGCAACCGAAAAAUUUAAAGUUCUGCAUGACUGAUAGACUAUAGUCAUUUAUUCAAAUAACUUGGCUUGACCUCUCAGGUGUUGCCAGAGCUAAAAAGGAUUUAUGUAUAAACAACUUCAUAGCGUGAACUCCAUGAUAGAUCUUCACCAAACUUGAUUUGUAACAUCCAUGUAUGGACCUCUCUUCAACAUAGCCCCUAUGCCAAAGCAAAAAGUAGAAUACCUUUUCACAACUUCUGCUUAUAAACAGCUUGGUUUACUUCUCAGUUUUGUUCAAAUAGUUCCAUAUAGCCACGGGCUGCCAAAGUUAAAAGCAGAAUUAACUCUCAUGGACAGCAAUAUUUACUGUAACCAAACCUUAAAUUUAUUCAAACAGCCCUUUUUAUAGGCUACCAAAACUGAACUAAAAUUAGCUUUUAACAAUACCUUCACAUCAACAGCUUCAUUUACCUUAACCAGAUUUGAUCUGUAGCAUCUUUUUGGCCUCACAGUUUUGUUCAGAUAGUUCCAUGUAGCCCAUUUAAGGGCUUCCAAAGCUUAAAGUAGAAUUACCUUUUAAAAUCAACUUCAUCUCAUGAAGGGAAGGCUUCUUUGAUAUUCAUCAAAUUUGGUCUGUAUGUCUGUAUGGAUAUCAUGGAAAUUUAUUUAGCUCACCUGAGCAAAGUGCUCAGGUUGAGCUAUUUUGAUCCCUCACCGUCCGGCAUUUGUCCGUCUGGUGUCCUUUCACACUUUCCUUUAAACAACAUCUCCUAAAUCACAAGGCCAAUUAUUAUGAAACUUCAUAGGGGUGUUCCUUCUUGGAUGGUCUUCUGUAAAAAUUAUUCAACAAAUUGAAUUCCAUACAGAACUUUGGUUGCCAUGGCAGCCGAAAGGAAAAUCUUUAAAAAGCUUCUUGUCCAAAACUGCAGGUCAUAGGGGUCACAUGAUUUAUAAAGACUUAUAUAAGGAAACACUUUGCAAAUCUUCUUGUCCAAAACCACAGGGCCUAGGGCUUUAAUACUUGAUUUGUAGUAUCAUCUUUUGGUCCUCUAUGAAAAUUAUUUUAAUUAUCCCCCUGGGGUCAAAUAUGGCCCUGCCCUAGAGAGUAAAGGGCUUAAAUAGACUUGUACAGGGGAAAACCUUUAAAAAGAUUCUUUUCUUAAACCAUAAGGCCCAAGAGCUUAGAUAUUUAGAAUGUGUUAUGGUCUAGUGGUUCUCUAUCAAGAUUGUUCAAAAAAUGGCCCUGGGGGUCAAUAUAGGCCAUGCCCGGGUGGCCCCUUGUUUUAUGUAGACUAAUAUUUGCUUUUGAAGCAGUGGCUAAGAAAUUUGGAUCACAAACAUAAUGUUUGAUACAGAUUUCAAUAUUCAUCUUGAAUUCAAUUGUCUUAAUCUUGACCUACUUACCUACUUUCUUGUUUUUGAAGAUACAGCAGAGAAAUUUGGACUAGUUUAUAUCUUUUGAUACUCAGAUUUCAAUACUCAUCUUUAAUAUUCAUAACCCUGAGCUACUGACCUACUUUCUUGUUUUUGAAGCUAAGCAAAGAAUUUUGGACCACCAGUUUAAUUUCUAAACAGAUUUCAGUAGGUUUUUUUUUAAUAAUCUUUACCAUGACCUACUCAUCUAGUUUUUGUUAGUGAACUUUAAGCAAAGAACUUUGUUUAAGCAAGCAUCUAAACUCAGGUGAGCGAUAUAGGGCCAUCAUGGCUCUCUUGUUGCUUCAAAUAGUUUUUGUUUGACCUAUUUUUGUGAAAUGUGUACAUUAAAGGUUCUGUUAUUUUUAUACGCCUGUUUGAAAAACGGGACGUAUUAUGGGAAUGCCACUGGCGGGCGGGUGGGCGGCGUCCACAGACUUUGUCCAGAGCAUAAUCUUCUUCAUGCAUGGAGGGAUUUUGAUGAAACUUUCAGGCUUUCAAUUGUUCACCAUCAUGAGAUGGAGUGUCAUGCACAAGAACCAGGUCCCUAGGUCUAAGGUCAAGGUCACACUUAGAGGUAAAAGGUCAAAUUCAAGAAUGACUGUCUGGAGCAUAUCUUCUUCAUGCAUGGAGGGGUCAAAGGAUACAAGAAUGAAAACUUUGUCCAGAGCGUAUCUUCUUCAUGCAUGGAGGGAUUUUGAUAUAACUUGGCACAAAUGUUCACCACCACGAGUCUGAGUGUCAUGCGUGAGAACCAGGUCCCUAGGUCUAAGGUCAAGGUCACACUUAAGAGGCCACAGGUCAGAUACAAGAAUGACUUUGUCUGGAGCAUAUCUUCUUCAUACAUGGAGGGAUUUUGAUGUAACUUGGCACAGUAGUACACCAUCAUGAGACGGAGUCUCAUGCGCAGGUCCCUUCUUUAGAAUUACUUUCCUUUGUUGUUACUAUAAAUAGCUUAUAUUGUAACUUUUUCAUUACUAGUUGUAGGGAAAAAUCAAGACUACUUUCCUGUAGUACAACAUGCAUGUAACAUCCAAUUUUGAGGUGUAUUUUGACCUAUCUCUACCUGGUAACGAUUUUUGUGUGGACUUAGAAUUUUUUUUUGGAUUUAUUAAGAUUAACUUUUCUUAGUUGUUACUAAAAAUAACUUAUAUUGUAACUUUUUUAUAAUUGACCAUAGGGAAAAACCAAGACCACUUUUCUGUGGUACAACAUAAAUGCUACUUUCAAAUUUUAGGUGUAUUUUAAGGUAUCUCUACUUGGUAAUAAGUUUUUGUGGACUUAAAAAAACAGAAGAAUUACAAUAAUUACUAAACAACCACAAAAUUAAAAUUCCAUUUGCAAAUACAGGUGCUACUGUAAAGAAAUUUGCUGUAACAGGCGUAUAUUGUGACAUUCUGGCACUCUUGUUUCAUUAUGAUAAAUCAUAUAUCACAUCUCAUACAGAAAUACUGUCAGUUCUUAAGAAUCCAUGAGAUAUAAUUUUAGCUUUUACAGUGAAUCAUUUAUCUCCAUGGGUUUGGCAUUUUGUGGUGUUGGUCAAAAUAUUUAUACAUGCUUAUACACAACAUGUUUAACUGUAACAUCUACAUGAAGGGCAUAUAGUGUGACAUUCUGACCUACAUGAAGGGCGUAUAGUGUGACAGUCUGACCUACAUGAAGGGCGUAUAGUGUGACAGUCUGACCUACAUGAAGGGCGUAUAGUGUGACAUUCUGACCUACAUGAAGGGCAUAUAGUGUGACAUUUUGACCUACAUAAAGGGCGUAGAGUGUGACAUUCUGACACUCUUGUUCACCAUAUCUCUGUUGUUACAUAAUGGAUUUGAUUCAUAGUUAAAAUGGUUGUUCCACAUUGUAUGAUAUAAGGUCUGUAACUCUGGUACCAGUAUUUUAUGAAUUAUGUCCCCUUGUUUACUUAGAACUCAAGUAAAAGUUGAAAUCCACUUAUUGUCUGUCUUCAGUUAUUAUUAAGUGGGUUUGCUUCCAUUUUGAAAUAGUUGUUUUACAUUUUUAUAUAUGCUGCAUUACUCAUGCAGAAAUACAGUAUUCCUUGUGUGAUGUCCCAUUUUUACUUUGUUAAUGUUUUGAUACACUUUUAAGUUAAAAGGUUAAGUGUUUUAACCUGUCUUUGUUAUUACCAAAUACAUUUUUGACACAUGUAUACACAGAUUUGUCCAAUAUCUCAUUCGCCUUAGAGUCAUUAAGGUAUAUGAUCCACAAAUAAGCAAGUUCUUUAUAACAUUGCUAUUAAAAUAUAUCAAAUAUUGAUGCCAGGUAAGCUCAUAUAAUUUUUGUAUCAUUUGAAAGUGUUUUGUCUACUGAAAAAGAAAAUAUUAAUUACAUGACAAUAAUAUGUUAUACGCCCUUCACCAUCACGAGACGGAUGUUCUUCAAUGAUACUUCAACAGAAAACCUGUUAUUACUGUAUCAGUGUAAGAUUUAUCAUUUUACAGUAAAAAAAAAUGACUGUAAUGAUUCUUGUGUAUUAAUUAUAGUCAUCUUAUUUACUAAUUCUCGUUCAGCAGAGACAACUCUUUCAAAGGAUGAAAAAAAAACAUGGGGUCACCAGGCAUGGAAUUGUAACCUAUUUGUGGAUCGUAUACCUGAAACACUGCAGUGAUAGCUCCAGCUUCCUCAGACGUACCUUCUUUUUCACUCUCCAGCAUUGAGAUAAUGAUAAUCAAGUGUGACUCCUGUGACAGCUUUUGUCUAGAAUAUAUAUAUAUAGCAUCUGUAUGAAUUUAUUUAUUAUUGCAUUUUACUGUACAAUUUUGCAUGUAAUAUAUAAUAUCUAUAGAUUUCAAAUUUUUAGAGAUCUGACUAUAACAUUGUGUUAAUUAUAAAAAAGACACACUAUGAGAAAUUCUACCAUUUAUAUGGUGCGUAAAAAAAAUAGUUCCUAUAGCUUUUAGGGGCAUAUUUUUUAUAGGUAAUUAUGUUUCCGAAACAUAGUAGGGGAGACUAUUGAUUUAGUGCUGCCCUUCUGUCUUUAUGUCACAAAAUUCAUCCACACAAAUCUUCUGAAACCACUGGGCUGAGUUACACCAAAGUUCUCAAGAGUGAUCAUUACCAACCUAGUUGUACAUAUCAUUUGCAUUUUCUGGUUCAGUGAUUUUCAGUUGAGUUAUGACACUUGUUUCAUCAGAUUUUAUAAUGUGUCAGCCACUUCUCUUAUAUUAUUUGGCGAUUUCCACCAAACCUUAGAAAGUGAUCAGUGCUAAGCAUCAUUGUGCAUAUUUCUGGUUUAGUGAUUCUCAGUGGAGUUAUGGCCUUUGAUUUGUCAUAUUUUACCCUUUGUGCAUAACUACUAUGAUACCACUAGGAGGAAGCCCGCCCGCUUAGCUCAGUAGGUAAGAGCGUUGGUCUACGGAUCGCGGGGUCGUGAGUUCGAUCCUCGGGCGGGGUGUAUGUUCUCUGUGACUUUUUGAUAAACGACAUUGUGUCUGAAAUCAAUAGUCCUCCACCUCUGAUUCAUGUGGGGAAGUUGGCAGUUACUUGCGGAGAACAGGUUUGUACUGGUACAGAAUCCAGGAACACUGGUUAGGUUAACUGCCCGCCGUUACAUGACUGAAAUACUGUUGAAAAACAGCGUUAAACCCAAAACAAACAAACAAACAAAACCACUAGGAGGAAUUACAACAAACUUGACAAGAGAGAUUGUUGCUAGCCUACAUGUGGAUGUUGUCGGCAUGUUCUGCUAGCCUACAUGUGGAUGUUGUCGGCAUGUUCUGCUAGCCUACAUGUGGAUGUUGUCGGCAUGUUCUAAUAGCUUACAUGUUGAUGUUGUCAGCAUGUUCUGGUAGCCUACAUGUGGAUGUUGUUGGCAUGUUCUAAUAGCCUACAUGUGGAUGUUGUCGGCAUGUUCUAAUAGCUUACAUGUUGAUGUUGUCGGCAUAUUCUGGUAGCCUACAUGUGGAUGUUGUCGGCAUGUUCUGCUAGCCUACAUGUGGAUGUUGUCGGCAUGUUCUGCUAGCCUACAUGUGGAUGUUGUCGGCAUGUUCUGGUUCAGUGAUCUUCAGCAGGUGGUCUUUGCUUUGUUAUAUUCUACAGUGUUGAUAAUACUUGCUUAAUACCAUCAGGCUGGAUUCACCAAACCUCACUGGAUAUUAGUGUGAAGCUUUUAUAUAUGUGCUACUUCUCCUAUAGCACUGGUUGAAAUUUUACCAAACUUCACAGAAGUUACCACUGCCAAGCCUAGCUAAGUUUAUCAUUGGAAUGUUACCAUUAAGUGAUUUUUCCCUGGAGUUAUAGCCCUAAUUUUGUGGCAUUCAACAAUUUCUGCUUAGAAAGUGGUGGGAUGCAUAUGUUUUUCAUGAAAAACAAUCUCUAGUUUGACUAUGAUGAUGAGUUUUUAGCUCACCUGAGCAAUACUCAGGUGAGUUAUUGUGAUCUCUUGAUGUUCGGCAUCUGUCUGUCGUCUAUUGUCUGUCAGUCGUCUGUCAACAUUUAGCUUGUGUAUGCCAUAGAGGCUGUAUUUUUAUGUGAUCUUCAUGAAAUAUGAAGAAUGAUUGCCUUGAUGAAAUCUAGGUCAAGUUUGAAAAUGGGUCAUCUGGGUUUAAAAACUAGGUCAUUAGGUCAAAUCAAAGAAAAAACCUUGAGUAUACAAUAGGGACUGAAUUUUACACUGGGUAUUCAUAAAAUUUAGUCAGAAUGGUUGCCUUGAUGAAAUCUAGUUCAAGUUAGAAUUAUGGAUAAUCUAGGUUCAAAAAUUAGGUCACUAGGUCAAAUCAAAGAAAAACCUUGUGUAUGCAAUAGGAACUGCAUUUUACACUGGAUCUUCAUAAAAUUUUAUCACAGUGUUUGUCUGAAUGAAAUCUCGGUCAAUUUUGAAUAUGGAUCAUCUGGGAUAAAAAGCUAGGUCACCCGGUCAAAUAAAAAAACAAACCUUGCAUAUGUGAUAGAUGCUGUAUUAUUCAAUUGAUCUUCAUGAACUUUGGUCAGAGUGAUGACCCUUUUUGAAAUCUAGGUCAAAUUUGAAUAUGGAUCAUAUGGGGUAAAAAAAACUAGGUCACCUGGUCAAAUAAAAAAAAAACCUGGCAUAUGCGAUAGAGGCUGUAUUUUUCAAUUGACUUUCAUGAAAAUUGGUCAGAGUGAUGACCCUUUAUGAAAUCUAGGUCAAAUUUGCAUAUGGGUCAUCUGGGAUAAAAAAACUAGGUCACGCAGUCAAAUAAAAAAAAAACCUUGCAAAUGCAAUAGAGGCUGUAUUAUACAAUUGAGCCUGCCCGCUUAGCUCAGUAGGGAGAGCGUUGGUCUAUUGACUGCGGGGUCGCGAGUUUGAUCCUCAUUCAUCCUUCACCUCUGAUAAUUCAUGUGAGGAAGUUGGCAGUUACUUACAGAGAACAGGUUUGUACUGGUACAGAAUCCAGGAACACUGGUUAGGUUAACUGCCCGCCUUUACAUGACUGAAAUACUGUUGAAAAACGGCGUUAAACCCAAAACAAACAAAAUUAUUCAAUUGAUCUUCAUGAAAAUUGGUCAGAGUGAUGACCCUUUAUGAAAUCUAGGUCAAAUUUGAAUAUGGAUUAUAUGGGAUAAAAAAACUAAGUCACCCGGUCAAAUAAAAAGACAAACCUUGCAUAUGCCAUAGAGGUUGUAUUAUUCAAUUGAUCUUCAUGAAAAUUGGUUAGAGUGAUGACCCUUUAUGAAAUCUAGGUCAAAUUUGAAUAUGGAUCAUAUGGGGUAAAAACUAGGUCACUAGGUCAAAUAAAAGAAAAACCUUGUGUAUGUAUGCAAUAGGGACUGCAAUUUACACCCGAUCUUCAUGAAAUAUGAUCAGAAUGUUUGUCCGGAUGAAAUCUAGUUCAAGUUCAAAUAUGGAUCAUCUUGGGGCAAAAACUAGGUCAACCAGUCAAAUGAAAGAAUAACCUUGCGUAUGCAAUAGGGGCUGUAUUUUACACUGGAUAUUCAUGAAAUUUGAUCAAGGAAAACCUUGUGUAUGCAAUAGGAACUGCAUUUUACUCUUCAUGAAAUUUGAUCACAAUGUUUAUCUGGAUGAAACCUAGUUGGAGUUUGAAUAUGGGUCAUCUUGGGUCAAAAACUAGGUCACCCGUUCAAAUAAAAAAAAAAAACCCUUGUGUAUGCAAUAGUUGCUACAUUUUACGAAAUUUGAUCAAAAAGUUGUUUUGCUGAAAUCUCGGUCGAGUUUAAAUAGGGGUCAUCAGGGGUCAAAAACUAGGUCACCCGGUCAAAUCAAAUAAAAACUUUGUGACUGCAAUAGGGGCUUUGAUGAAAUCUAGGUCAAGUACAAAUAUGGGUCAUGUUGAGUCAAAAACUAGGUCACCUGGUCAAAUCAAAGAAUAACCUUGUGUAUGCAAUAGGGGCUGCAUUUUUCAGUGGAUCUUCAUGAAAUUUGAUCAGAAUGUUUUGAUGAAAUCUAGGUCGAGUUCAGGUAGGGGUCAUCUGGGGUCAAGAACUACGUCAACCAGUAAAGUCAAAGAAAAACUUGGUGAAUGCAAUAGGGACUAAAUUUUAGGCAGGAUGUUCAUGAAAUUUGAUGAAAAUGUUUGCUUUGAUGAAAUUUAGGUCAUGUUCAAAUAUGGGUCGUGGAUCAAAACUAGGUCACCUGGUCAAAUCAAAGAAUGACGUUGUGUAUGCAAUAGGAGCUGAGUUUUCAGUUGAUCGUCAUGAAAUUUGAUCAGAAUGUUUGUCUUGAUGAAAGCUAGGUCGAUUUCAAUUAUGGGUCAUGCAGGGCGUCAAGUUACCUAUAUUUACCUAUAUUUUCAUAUAUAUUAGCUCUCUACCUAUAAUAACCUAUAAAAUCCUAUAUUUUGCCAAAAUACCUAUAAAUACCUAUAAUCUGGAAAUUUUGUGGUAAGCAAGGAAUACAAAGGUCAUUCAGACCAUUAAAAAAGAAGUAAUUCUAUGAUAAUUUAGUUUAUAAAUAUGCUGUUACCUUUUAGGCAUUGAAAUUUGUAUUCCUUUCAGGUGUAGCGAUCCUGCCCAGCCCAGCUUUAGGAAAGCUUUAAGUAAUGGAAGUUCUUUUUGUACCCCCCGACAACAAAGUUGUAAGGGGGGGUAUACUGGUUUCAGGUUGUCUGCCUGUCUGUCUGUCCGUCUGGCCGUCUGUCCGUAGACGCAAUCUUGUGCGCACCAUCUCUCCUUAUCCCCUUGACAGAAUUUAAUGAAACUUCACACAAGUGAUCAGUACCAACAGUAGUUGUGCAUGGGGCAUGUUAGGUUCUUUUAGAAAAAAAAUUGGCAGAGUUAUGGGACUUUGUUUUUUUGUGACUAUACUAUAUACAUAGACACAAUCUUGUGCACACCAUCUCUCCUCAUCCCCUUGACACAAUUUAAUGAAACUUCACACAAGUGAUCAGUACCAACAGUAGUUGUGCAUUGGGCAUGUUAGGUUCUUUUAGAAAAAAUUUUUGCAGAGUUAUGGGACUUUGUUUUUUUGUUACAAUACUUAAUAUACAUAGACACAAUCUUGUGCGCACCAUCUCUCCUUAUCCCCUUGACACAAUUUAAUGAAACUUCACACAAGUGAUCAGUAACAACAGUAGUUGUGCAUGGGGCAUGUUAGGUUCUUUUAAAAAAAAAAAUUGCAGAGUUAUGGGACUUUGUUUUUUUGUUACUAUACUAUAUACAUAGACACAAUCUUGUGCACACCAUCUCUCCUCAUCCCCUUGACACAAUUUAAUGAAACUUCACACAAGUGAUCAGUAUCAACAGUAGUUGUGCAUGGGGCAUGUUAGGUUCUUUUAGAAAAAAAAAUUGCAGAGUUAUGGGACUUUGUUUUUUUGUUACUAUACUAUAUACAUAGACACAAUCUUGUGCGCACCAUCUCUCCUCAUCCCCUUGACACAAUUUAAUGAAACUUCCCACAAGUGAUCAGUAACAACAGUAGUUGUGCAUGGGACAUGUUAGGUUCUUUCAGAAAAAAAAUUUGCAGAGUUAUGGGACUUUGUUGUUUGUUACUAUUCUAUAUACAUAGACACAAUCUUGUGCGCACCAUCUCUCCUCAUCCCCUUGACACAAUUCAAUGAAACUUCACACUAGUGAUCAGUACCAACAGCAGUUGUGCAUGGGGCAUGUUAGGUUCUUUCAGUGACAAAAAUUGCAGAGUUAUGGGACUUUGUUUCUUGUUAACAUACUAUGUACAUACAGUCUGCAUAUGCAAUCUUGUGUAUGCCUAAUCUACCAAACUCUUGCACACAAUUUAAUGAAACUCCACACAAGUAAUCAGUACCAACUCUAGUUGUGCAUGGUGCAUGUUACAUUCUUUUAGAUAAAUAUUCUGCAUAGUUAUGGGACUUUGUUGUUUGUUACUAUACUGUAUACAUACAGUCUAUAUACAUACAGUCCACAUAAUUAUGCAAUCUUGUGUGCGUCAAAUUGCAAUGUACUGUGUCAGUGCAUGCGGGGGGUACAUUCAUCACCUUUAGUGAUAGUUCUAGUUUCAAUUGGAAUAUUUUCCAUUUCUUAAAGCUUUCAUGUAUAAAAAUGUGAAUAGGAAAUGCACAUGUUUUUAUUUUGUUUUCAGAAUAAACAAGCCUUAAUGUUUCAUAAUUAAGCCUCAUAAUGCCUGCUAAUAAGAGUCAGUUUCGAGAUAGGUGGCUAGAUUAAUAUCAGAAGUAGAUGGCAAUGGACAUGAACUGAAAUUAUGGUGUGUGAGGACUUGAGUAUUGUUAAUCAGCUUAGUGAUGAAGAUAUUGUCUUGGGAGAAGCACGACAGGAAAUAUCAAACAUGAAAUCAUCGGCAGCUCAGCACAAAAAAAUCCUUGGAAUUCGAGCAUUCUUCACCUCAGUAUCAAAAUACUUGGUCACUCGACUUCCUUUCCAGAACAAACUUAUAAAGUCAUUAGGUUGCCAGUCUCCAGUCAGAAGAUUUGAAAAAGACUCUGUAAUUGAUGCUGAAAUUUUGUCAAGGGAGAUGCAUUUUGAUGAAAAUAUGACUGUUAAUAUUGUGGAUGAAUGGAAGGUAUAUCAAACAGAAGAUGAUUUGAAAGAAGAAGAUAGAAUUGACCAUUAUUGGAGACAAGUGUUUGUGAAGAAGCUUGAUAGUGGGCAGCUCAAGUACAGAUUUUUACCCCAACUUGUCAAGAAAGCUCUGGUAUUACCACAUGGAAAUUCAGAGGUUGAGAGAAGUUAGUCAGUGAACACUAGAGUAGUGACUAAGGACAGAGUUGCCUUGGGUGAGAAAACUGUUACUGCCAUCAGAACUUUGAAGGACAUAGUUAAGUUCAGUGAUCCUGUAGAUGAGCAACCUCACAAAAUACCAUUAAACAGUGAAAUACUUCUGGCAGCAAAAAUGGCCCAUAACAAGUAUAAACAGAGGAUUGAGACAGAAAAAGAAGAAAGAGAGAAAAAGAAACAGGAGAGAGAGAAAGAAAGGCUUGAAAAGAAAAGACUGGAAGAACUUGCAACAGAAGAGAAGAAUAAGACCUCCUCCCUGCUUGAAAAAGAAAAAGCACUGCUUAAAAAAGAAAUGGAGAUUCAGACAAGGUUGACUGUAGCAGAGGAACUGUUAAAAGAUGGGAACAAAAAGCUUUCUAAAGCUGUUGAAAGUAGUGACAUGAAAGGUGCUUCUGUAGCACAAAUGAUGAUAGCAACAGCCACAUCAAAGAUAGAGGGUAUAAGAAAGGAAAUGGACAGGGUACAUGAAAACCAAAGGGAAGUUGAGCAGCAAAAGAGACAGUUACUGGUUAACAGACUAAAUAAGUGCAGUUCUAAAUCAUCAAGCAAAGGAAAGAAACAAGAAUCAGCCAUAUCAAGUUCCAAAAGCUCUGCCACUGCUUCAACAAGAACUUCAAAAUCUGAACCAGACAAGCAAGCUGCCUCUUCUUCCAAGUCAAGUCAUUCAUCAGAAAAGCAUUCAUCCAAGAGAAAGAAUGAAGAUAAAGAAACAGAUGCCAAGAAAUUCAAGAAGGUCUAAUGUAACAAUAUUAUAGGACCCUGGGUCAAGGGACUGCAUGUGUUAUCAUGUUUACAGAGAUCAUGGUAUUCAUAAGUAUGAAACUGUUGUAAUUUUGUUCUGUAGAUGGUUUGAUUAUAAUUGUUUUCUUUUUCAUUCAUGUACAAAUGCAGGCCCAGCACAAUAUUUUAUACUUGUAUUAACAAUGUACUGAUAUAUGUUGUUAGCAAUAUAUGGCUUGGUUUGCCUAAUUCUCUGUUAAACUGAUUUGAGUACCAGUAUUGGUAAAGUUUUGUCUGUUGGUGAAUUAAUAGUUUAUUAUGACAGUAAGAUAUAUGUUAAAAUGUUACUUGUUUAAAAUCAUAAAAGUAGCCACUUUUUCUGUUCCUUUGUAUUUUAUGUUUAAUAAAAGAGAGUGCUGGUAGGUGGUGGAGGAGGAUAAAACAAUUGUCUGAUUUGUUUUCUUCAUUAUAAGCAACCUAUAUAAUCCUAUAUUUCUGGCCCCCCAAAUACCUAUAUUUCAGGAUCCUACCUAUAUUUUUGACUCCCAAAAGCACUUGACGCCCUGGUCAUGUUGGGUCAAAAACUAGGUCACCUGGUCAAAUCAAAGAAAUACCUUGCCUAUGCAAAAGGGGUCACAUUUUAAGCAUGAUAUUCAUUAAAUUUGAUUAAGCUGUUCUCAUGUGAGAAAUGUUCUCAUGUGAGCGACCUAGGACCAUUUGGUCCUCUUGUAUAUAUUAGAAAUUUACAAAUAUCUAGUGACUGAUGACAUUUGUCAUAGCAAUGACAUGUGUGAAAAAGCAUUUGAGAAAUCAUAAUUUCAAAUAUAAUAAUGUGAUUUCAAAUUCUGAAUUUAUAAUAUUGAUAGCUCAAAAUGAUGUAUUUUAGGAAACACAUAUACUCAUACUUGUUUAAUAUCAAAAUUUAUUUUAUACCUAUGUAAAUUUUGUCAAAAAUACAGCUAGUAUUUAACAAGUAAAUAUGAACAGGCAGAAAAAAUUCUGUAUUGUACCUCUGGUAUUGUAUGUUGCGGGACUACUUUCAUUUAAUAAAUAUGCAUGACUUGAAACAGUCUAUAAAAAGCGUACACAGAACUACACACAAUUCUAUUUCAUCAUCGAUAAAUAUUGACUUUGUUCAAUAAUAAAACAAAAAACUAAACAUAGGUGGUACAAAAUAAAAGAGUCAUUAUAACAGUAGCUAUAUCUGGGAUUUUGUAUUCAGUUGUCGUAGGCUUUUUCAGGUCUGAUUAAAUUAGCGAGCCGAAUACAGCAUCCCAGAUCAAGCUACUGCUAUAAUUACCCUUCUAGUAUAUAUUACCAAUAAAUUCUUCAUGAUGCAAAGCUGUACAAAAAUGUAUUCUUUUAAAAAGGUUUAAUUUAAAUGAUAUAUAACAGUUUGCAAUUGCUAACCUAUACACUAUGUUCUAUUUUGUUCAUGUAGUUCCUCUAUUCUAAUCUCAAAAUUUGCAGUGUAUUCUUGUUAGUUUUAGAUUAUGCCUGUAUGUUAAAAGAGGAACAAACCUUUUGCACAUCCUUUAAAUUUUGAUAAUGAAAAUUUACAUGUGUGCAUAGCAAAAUGUAGUUGUUAGGUAUUUUGGCUGUAUGUGUAAUACAGCAUUUUUAUAUGAGAAUUUUAUGUGUGUUAAAAGAACAAUUUUAUAUUAAUCUAUUCUGUUGAAUCCUAAUUUUUUAGAAAUCCGUUCUAUUCAGGGUCUUAUUGUUUUUUACAAUGUUUUUUAUAACAGGAUGCUUAUUCUCGGUUCUAGAUGUAAAUGGAUGUUUAGCCGUCUCCCUAGGGGUUGUUGUAAGGUACUCCAGUUUUUGUAAGCAGAAUUCAUAUUUUGAUUACUUUGAUGCUGUAUUUGUUAAUUUAUUUAAUAAAAGUGUUUAGCAAGAGUCA
Messenger RNA from Mercenaria mercenaria, 17359 nucleotides. Its product is annotated as glycoprotein endo-alpha-1,2-mannosidase-like. Gene Ontology annotation, cellular component: Golgi apparatus. The transcript has 4 exons. Lineage: Eukaryota; Metazoa; Mollusca; Bivalvia; Venerida; Veneridae. The record is from RefSeq and is a predicted model, not a curated record. Bases 480 to 1928 code for a protein of 482 amino acids. Gene Ontology annotation, molecular function: alpha-mannosidase activity.